Cynocephalus volans (Philippine flying lemur) is the source of this 6193-nucleotide messenger RNA. It is a transcript of the gene SF3B1, whose product is annotated as splicing factor 3b subunit 1. Gene Ontology annotation, cellular component: catalytic step 2 spliceosome; U2-type prespliceosome; U2 snRNP. The transcript has 25 exons. Gene Ontology annotation, molecular function: mRNA binding. Gene Ontology annotation, biological process: spliceosomal complex assembly. The record is from RefSeq and is a predicted model, not a curated record. The coding region runs from base 52 to 3966 and encodes 1304 amino acids. NCBI's taxonomy places the organism in Eukaryota, Metazoa, Chordata, Mammalia, Dermoptera, Cynocephalidae.
AGCGGAAGCUCUUGGGAACACCAGUUCCGUCUGUGUGUUCGAGUGGACAAAAUGGCGAAGAUCGCCAAGACUCACGAAGAUAUUGAAGCACAGAUUCGAGAAAUUCAAGGCAAGAAGGCAGCUCUAGAUGAAGCUCAAGGAGUGGGCCUUGAUUCUACAGGUUAUUAUGACCAGGAAAUUUAUGGUGGAAGUGACAGCAGAUUUGCUGGAUAUGUGACAUCAAUUGCUGCAACUGAACUUGAAGACGAUGACGAUGACUACUCAUCAUCUACAAGUUUGCUUGGUCAGAAGAAGCCAGGGUAUCAUGCCCCUGUGGCAUUGCUUAAUGAUAUACCACAGUCAACAGAACAGUAUGAUCCAUUUGCUGAGCACCGACCUCCGAAGAUUGCAGACCGGGAAGAUGAAUACAAAAAGCACAGGCGGACCAUGAUAAUUUCUCCAGAGCGUCUUGAUCCUUUUGCAGAUGGAGGGAAGACCCCUGAUCCUAAAAUGAAUGCUAGGACUUACAUGGAUGUAAUGCGAGAACAGCAUUUGACUAAAGAAGAACGAGAGAUUAGGCAACAACUAGCAGAAAAAGCUAAAGCUGGAGAACUAAAAGUCGUCAAUGGAGCAGCAGCAUCCCAGCCUCCGUCAAAACGAAAACGGCGUUGGGAUCAAACAGCUGAUCAGACUCCUGGUGCCACUCCUAAAAAGUUAUCAAGUUGGGAUCAGGCAGAGACCCCUGGGCAUACGCCUUCGUUAAGAUGGGAUGAGACACCGGGUCGUGCAAAGGGAAGCGAGACUCCUGGAGCAACCCCAGGCUCCAAAAUAUGGGAUCCUACACCUAGCCACACACCAGCGGGAGCUGCUACUCCUGGACGCGGCGAUACACCAGGCCAUGCAACACCAGGCCAUGGGGGUGCAACUUCCAGUGCUCGUAAAAACAGAUGGGAUGAGACACCCAAAACAGAGAGAGAUACUCCUGGGCAUGGAAGUGGAUGGGCUGAGACUCCUAGAACAGAUAGAGGUGGAGAUUCAAUUGGUGAAACACCGACUCCUGGAGCCAGUAAAAGAAAAUCACGUUGGGAUGAAACACCAGCUAGUCAGAUGGGUGGAAGCACUCCUGUUCUGACCCCCGGAAAAACACCAAUUGGCACACCAGCCAUGAACAUGGCCACCCCCACUCCAGGUCACAUAAUGAGUAUGACUCCUGAACAGCUUCAGGCUUGGCGAUGGGAAAGAGAAAUUGAUGAGAGAAAUCGCCCACUUUCUGAUGAAGAAUUGGAUGCUAUGUUCCCAGAAGGAUAUAAGGUACUUCCCCCUCCAGCUGGUUAUGUUCCUAUUCGAACUCCAGCUAGAAAGCUGACAGCAACUCCAACACCUUUGGGUGGUAUGACUGGUUUCCACAUGCAAACUGAAGACAGAACUAUGAAAAGUGUUAAUGACCAGCCAUCUGGAAAUCUUCCAUUUUUAAAACCAGAUGAUAUUCAGUACUUUGAUAAACUACUGGUUGAUGUUGAUGAAUCAACACUUAGUCCAGAAGAGCAAAAAGAGAGAAAAAUAAUGAAGUUGCUUUUAAAAAUUAAGAAUGGCACACCUCCAAUGAGAAAGGCUGCAUUGCGUCAAAUUACUGAUAAAGCUCGUGAGUUUGGAGCUGGUCCUUUGUUUAAUCAGAUUCUUCCUCUACUGAUGUCUCCUACACUUGAGGAUCAAGAACGUCAUUUACUUGUGAAAGUUAUUGAUAGAAUAUUAUACAAACUUGAUGACUUGGUUCGACCAUAUGUGCACAAGAUCCUUGUGGUCAUUGAACCACUAUUGAUUGAUGAAGAUUACUAUGCUAGAGUGGAAGGCCGAGAGAUUAUUUCUAAUUUGGCAAAGGCUGCUGGUCUGGCUACCAUGAUCUCUACCAUGAGACCUGAUAUAGAUAACAUGGAUGAGUACGUCCGUAACACAACAGCUAGAGCUUUUGCUGUUGUAGCCUCUGCCCUGGGCAUUCCUUCUUUAUUGCCCUUUUUAAAAGCUGUGUGCAAAAGCAAGAAGUCCUGGCAAGCAAGACACACUGGUAUCAAGAUUGUACAGCAGAUAGCUAUUCUUAUGGGCUGUGCCAUCCUGCCACAUCUCAGAAGCUUAGUUGAAAUCAUUGAACAUGGUCUCGUGGAUGAGCAGCAGAAAGUUCGGACCAUCAGUGCUUUGGCCAUUGCUGCCUUGGCUGAAGCAGCAACUCCUUAUGGUAUCGAGUCUUUUGAUUCUGUGUUAAAGCCUCUGUGGAAGGGUAUUCGCCAACACAGAGGAAAGGGUUUGGCUGCUUUCUUGAAGGCUAUUGGGUAUCUUAUUCCUCUCAUGGAUGCAGAGUAUGCCAACUACUAUACUAGAGAAGUGAUGUUAAUCCUUAUUCGAGAAUUCCAAUCUCCUGAUGAAGAGAUGAAGAAAAUUGUGCUGAAGGUGGUGAAACAAUGUUGUGGAACAGAUGGUGUAGAAGCAAACUACAUUAAAACAGAGAUUCUUCCUCCUUUUUUUAAACACUUCUGGCAGCACAGAAUGGCUUUGGAUCGAAGAAAUUACCGACAGUUAGUUGAUACUACUGUGGAGUUGGCAAACAAAGUAGGUGCAGCAGAAAUCAUAUCUAGGAUUGUGGAUGAUCUGAAAGAUGAAGCUGAACAGUACAGAAAAAUGGUGAUGGAGACAAUUGAGAAAAUUAUGGGCAACUUGGGAGCAGCAGAUAUUGAUCAUAAACUUGAAGAACAACUAAUUGAUGGUAUUCUCUAUGCUUUCCAAGAACAGACUACAGAGGACUCAGUAAUGUUGAAUGGCUUUGGCACGGUGGUUAAUGCUCUUGGCAAACGAGUCAAACCAUACUUGCCUCAGAUCUGUGGUACAGUUUUGUGGCGUUUAAAUAACAAAUCAGCAAAAGUUAGGCAACAGGCAGCUGACUUGAUUUCUCGAACUGCUGUUGUCAUGAAGACUUGUCAAGAGGAAAAAUUGAUGGGGCAUUUGGGUGUUGUGUUGUAUGAGUAUUUGGGUGAAGAGUACCCUGAAGUAUUGGGCAGCAUUCUUGGAGCACUGAAGGCCAUUGUAAAUGUAAUAGGUAUGCAUAAGAUGACCCCACCAAUUAAAGAUCUGCUGCCUAGACUUACCCCCAUCUUAAAGAACAGGCAUGAAAAGGUACAAGAGAAUUGUAUUGAUCUUGUUGGACGUAUUGCUGACAGGGGAGCUGAAUAUGUAUCUGCAAGAGAAUGGAUGAGGAUUUGCUUUGAACUUUUAGAGCUCUUAAAAGCUCACAAAAAAGCCAUUCGUAGAGCCACAGUCAACACAUUUGGUUAUAUUGCAAAGGCCAUUGGCCCUCAUGAUGUAUUGGCUACACUUUUAAACAACCUCAAAGUUCAGGAAAGGCAGAACAGAGUUUGUACCACUGUAGCAAUAGCUAUUGUUGCUGAAACGUGUUCACCCUUCACGGUACUCCCUGCCUUAAUGAAUGAAUACAGAGUUCCUGAACUGAAUGUUCAAAAUGGAGUGUUAAAAUCACUUUCCUUCUUGUUUGAGUAUAUUGGUGAAAUGGGAAAGGACUACAUUUAUGCUGUAACACCAUUACUUGAAGAUGCUUUAAUGGAUAGGGACCUUGUACACAGACAGACAGCUAGUGCGGUGGUACAACACAUGUCACUUGGUGUUUAUGGAUUUGGUUGUGAAGAUUCGCUGAAUCACUUGUUGAACUAUGUAUGGCCCAAUGUAUUUGAGACAUCUCCCCAUGUAAUUCAGGCAGUUAUGGGAGCUCUAGAAGGCCUGAGAGUUGCUAUUGGACCAUGUAGAAUGUUGCAGUAUUGUUUACAGGGUCUGUUUCACCCAGCCCGGAAAGUCAGAGAUGUGUAUUGGAAAAUUUACAACUCCAUUUACAUUGGUUCACAGGAUGCUCUCAUAGCACAUUACCCAAGAAUCUACAAUGAUGAUAAGAACACCUAUAUUCGUUAUGAACUUGACUAUAUCUUAUAAUUUUAUUGUUUAUUUUGUGUUUAAUGCACAGCUGUUUUCACACUUUAAACUUGCUUCGAUUUGGUGAUGUAAACUUUUAAACAUUGCAGAUCAGUAUCGAACUGGUCAUAGAGGAAGAGCUAGAAAUCCAAUAGCAUGAUUUUUAAAUAACCUGUCUUUGUUUUUGAUGUUAAACAGUAAACGCCAGUAGUGACCAAGAACACAGUGAUUAUACACGCUAUACUGGAGGGAUUUCAUUUUUAAUUCAUCUUUAUGAAGAUUUAGAAUUCAUUCCUUGUGUUUAAAGGGAAUGUUUAAUUGAGAAAUAAACAUUUGUGUACAAAAUGCUAAUUUGUGUGUGUUUUUUGAACAUGACUUGUAAAAUGCGGAACUUUGAUAAAGUAUUGGUUUGUGUAGAAUAAAUGGCUUAAUUUCCUUUUCUGUCACCUGGUUUAUAGAGAGUAGUUAGCAGAAUAUAAACUAUAUAUAAAGUGAUGGCAUCUUUGUCAAAAUUCCAUUGUUCUGUUGAUAAUGACAGUGAGAAGAGCAGCUUUGGGGGUGUGUUCCCCUCAAACUAGCACAACAAUUCCAUCACCAUAGAAAAAUAGCACCUUUGCUGAACUGUCUUGAAUAAUUUUGUACUUACAUAGCGCCUUUCAUCUCCUGAUUUCUCAAAAUGCUUUACGAACAUUUUUAAAGGAGGUGAUUUAAAUCAUGUCCAACUCUUGACAGGUCUGUGUUUAGAAAGUGGGGAAGGUAUCUUUACUUCAGAACUGCUUUCUGCCUAUUGGGAGUGAGGCUACCUAUGUAAUGUUUAACAAAGUAAGACAAUCUUUGGGCUCUUUCCCGUGUCAUAAGCCACUACUCAACAGUGUCUUUAGUAAACACCUGUUGUAUGCCAGCCACUGUGUUUAGAUGAAGGGGAUGCAAAGGUGCCAAUGACCUGCCUUUACCCCUAAGAACUACAGUAUAAUAGAAAGGGGGGAGACAUAUCUCAUUACAUAUUCCUUGUGUACUGUGAUACUACGCAGUGGCAGCAGCUAAAAUGUCUAAAUUUGCUUCAUUUUGUUUUUAGUAAUUAGGUAAUAAGUUGAUGUGUCCAGCAUAAACUGAAAUACUGUUUAAUUCUAAAACCAUCAAGCAUUAAGGCAGCACUUAUUUUUUGGCUAAUAUUUUAUUUUCAGCUUUAUUUUAUAUCCCCAAAUUUCUUAGUUUUAGUCCUUUUACUACUCACAGCUGUUUUGUUUUUUCUGCCAAUGUUAGGGAAAAGAAAUUCUGCAAGCAGUGUUAGCAUAUGGUGACUUUGUUAUAGUAAGUAAAACUGUUAUAAUAUGGGGACGAGGUUUUGUUAGCACUUAGGUCUCCCUCCUCUUAGAUGAGAAAUAGCUUGUAAUUGGCUGACAUUUACAAAAUUGAUAUUGAGCAUUAAAUGAGUUUCCUAGCAGAAUCUGCAACUCUUUAUUGUUCACAACUUUUUGACAGCAUAUAGUGUCUGUGUAGUAGAGUCAAAAAAUUCCAAACCAUAUUUCUGUUCUUAGAAGUUUUCUAGCGGGAACCCUCAUGCAACUUUAAAUCUUGUUGUUCUUUACAGUUGAUGUCAAAUGACCUUCCGUGAUUACUAAUGAGAAUUGUGUUCAAUUAGAUUUCAAAGCCAGAAUUUGACUGUAAAUCAGUCUUGGGAAAAUUUAACUAUAUUGUCAACUCAAGUACUUACAUGGCUUUGUUUUGCUUGGGUUCUUGCUAUUUAUGGAAAAUAUGUUUUGUGGUGGCAGUAUGGAACAAAGGAAACUACUAUACCUUAAGUGACUUCUUACUAAUGCAAACAAUUUGAAGAUAAGGGAAAUACUGAAGGCUCUGGACUUAAAAAUUGGGACCAAAUAGAGGCUCAUAGAUGUUUGGAUUAUUAUAUGUGCUUAUUAUUGAAUAAGGAAAGCAUUUUGUGAUAUUACUAUGUGAAAGACGCUAUGUGAAGUUUUAACUAUCUUCUUAAGAUUAAAGACUUUCUUUCGCAAUUUCUUUUGGUGUUUCUUAAAGCCAAACGUAAGCAAGAAGAAAUUAAUGUUCUUAAAGGGAUAGAGGGUGGGUUUUUCUGUGAGCUUUUGUUGGUUUUUCUGUGGGCCAUUGCCCUCUAAUGGAAUUGAUCUCUUUGGCUGUUUGAUUUUUUUUCAUAUUGUAUUUUUAAAAUUUGUUGUACGGUGCCCUGUGAGCAUCAAGUACCACCAGAUGAAUAAAACUUAUUAUAUCUAAA